Molecule: messenger RNA, 874 nt
Organism: Carassius carassius (crucian carp)
Lineage: Eukaryota; Metazoa; Chordata; Actinopteri; Cypriniformes; Cyprinidae
Product: histone H2B 3
Exons: 1
Coding region: 62-442 (126 amino acids)
Cellular component (GO): nucleosome
Molecular function (GO): DNA binding; protein heterodimerization activity; structural constituent of chromatin
Source: RefSeq, a predicted model, not a curated record
AAAUUGUGCGCAGCAGGUUAACGAUCCUGUGACAGUUGAGCUUUUGUGAAAAUCCGACACAAUGCCUGAACCUGCGAAAUCAGCUCCCGCUCCCAAAAAGGGGUCUAAAAAAGCUGUCACCAAGACCCAGAAGAAGGGGGAUAAGAAAAGGCGUAAGACCAGAAAAGAGAGUUAUGCCAUUUACGUGUACAAAGUACUGAAACAAGUGCACCCGGACACUGGUAUCUCCUCAAAGGCGAUGGGCAUUAUGAACUCGUUCGUUAACGACAUCUUCGAGCGCAUCGCGGGAGAAGCCUCGCGCCUGGCGCAUUACAACAAGCGCUCCACUAUCACAUCCCGGGAGAUCCAGACGGCCGUGCGCCUGCUCCUGCCGGGAGAGCUGGCCAAACACGCCGUGUCCGAGGGCACAAAGGCCGUGACCAAAUACACCAGCUCCAAGUGAAAGUGUAACGUUACAAACAAGACGGACUGGACUCUAUCCCUAAUGAUGGAAGACGAAACCAUCCACUGUUGUUUGAUAUCCGCACGAGGGACCCUGAUACAUCUUGAGCAAAAGCAGCUCUUGAAGAGCAAACACAGUGAUUUCCAUAUGUAACACCAACAUUCACCUGAGGUGUUCCUGUUAGAUCGUAUUUGCACGGCUGAACACUUGUACUGUACUAUCAUGGCAUAUGGUCGUCAUUUGUGAGCUCAUGUGGCUGUAAACUCAAGUUACUGGAGGAAAACACUGUGGCUUUGGUUUUUAUUCAUUUCUUGUUGACAAAAAUGGCUGUACUGUAUUCAUACUGAAAAAAAAGUCUUAUGCCCGAAUGUGUCUUCAUAAUGAACCUGUCAUUGACCACAAAUAAAUACACUGGUUAAUGGUAACUACAAA